Molecule: messenger RNA, 3825 nt
Organism: Vicia faba (fava bean)
Lineage: Eukaryota; Viridiplantae; Streptophyta; Magnoliopsida; Fabales; Fabaceae
Source: the annotation of a GenBank genome assembly
AUGGGUGGUGGUGGUGGUGAUCAGAAAAAUGUUUCUAUUGUUAAAAAGAAGAAAAAGAAAAAUGGUUCUUUCAAAUCCAUUUUCAUGCAUGCUGAUGCUCUUGACUGUUUUUUUAUGGCUUUUGGUUUGUUCGGAUCCAUUGGUGAUGGAAUCAUGACCCCUUUGGUUUUGUUUAUCACAAGCAAAAUUAUGAACUCUAUUGGUAGUGUUUCUAAUACAUCAAGCAACAAUUUUGUCCAUAACAUCAAUGAGAAUGCUGUUUUUUUGUUAUAUUUGGCAUGUGCUGCUUUUGUUGCUUGCUUCCUAGAGGGUUAUUGUUGGACAAGAACAGGUGAAAGACAAUCUGCAAGAAUGAGAUCUAGGUACUUAAGAGCAGUUCUAAGACAAGAAGUAGCAUACUUUGAUGUACAUGUUACAAGUACAUCAGAAGUCAUCACCAGUGUCUCUAAUGACAGCCUAGUAAUUCAAGAUGUUCUCAGUGAAAAGGUUCCAAAUUUUUUGAUGAAUGCAUCUAUGUUCAUUGGGAGCUACAUAGUGGCAUUUGCAAUGUUAUGGAGAUUGGCAAUUGUUGGAUUUCCUUUUAUUGUUCUACUUGUGAUACCUGGUUUAAUGUAUGGGAGAACUUUGAUGGGAUUGGCUAGAAAAAUCAGAGACGAGUACAAUAAAGCCGGUACAAUAGCCGAACAAGCAAUAUCUUCCAUCAGAACUGUUUAUUCCUUUGCAGGAGAAAACAAAACCAUAGCUGCUUUCUCUGAUGCUUUGGAAGGAUCAGUGAAGUUGGGAUUGAAACAAGGCUUAGCAAAAGGUUUAGCCAUAGGAAGCAAUGGUGUUGUUUUUGCUAUAUGGUCUUUUAUGGCAUAUUAUGGUAGCAGAAUGGUCAUGUAUCAUGGUGCGAAAGGUGGAACUAUAUUUGCAGUUGGAGCUUCACUCGCACUUGGUGGAUUGGCUUUAGGAGCGGGUCUAUCCAAUGUGAAGUAUUUUUCAGAAGCAAGUGUUGCGGGAGAAAGAAUAAUGGAGGUGAUAAAGAGAGUACCAAAGAUAGAUUCUGAAAGUAUGGAAGGUGAAGUUCUAGAGAAAGUGUCCGGAGAAGUUGAAUUCAAGCAUGUUGAAUUUGUGUAUCCGUCAAGGCCAGAAAGUGUGAUCUUAAAUGAUUUUUGCCUAAAGGUUCCAUCAGGUAAAACAGUUGCAUUAGUAGGAGGAAGUGGUUCGGGAAAAUCGACUGUAAUAUCACUUUUGCAAAGGUUUUAUGAUCCAAUUGGUGGAGAGAUUCUUUUUGAUGGAGUUGCUAUUCAUAAGUUGCAACUCAAAUGGCUUAGAUCUCAAAUGGGAUUGGUGAGUCAAGAGCCUGCUUUGUUUGCAACAAGUAUUAAAGAGAAUAUACUUUUUGGAAGAGAGGAUGCUACAUAUGAAGAUGUUGUUGAUGCUGCUAAAGCUUCUAAUGCUCAUAAUUUCAUUUCAUUGUUGCCACAAGGAUAUGAUACUCAGGUUGGAGAGAGAGGAGUUCAAAUGUCAGGAGGACAAAAGCAAAGGAUUGCCAUUGCAAGAGCUAUAAUAAAAAUGCCAAAAAUUCUAUUGCUUGACGAAGCAACAAGUGCACUCGAUUCUGAAUCCGAACGAGUCGUCCAACAGGCUUUAGACAAAGCAUCGGUUGGACGGACCACCAUCAUCAUCGCUCACCGUUUAUCAACCAUCCAAAAUGCAGACAUCAUUGCAGUUGUUCAAAAUGGUAUGAUCAUGGAAACGGGAUCUCACGAAAGCCUCAUGGAAAAUGAAAAUUCUCAAUACACUUCCCUCGUUCGUCUCCAACAAACGAGAAAUGACCAAAGCAACGACACUUCGUCUAUCUUGAAUAGAGAUCGCAUGCAAAAUGCAAGUAGUCGUAGACUAAUGAGUCAGUCUAGCUCUUUCAACUCAAUGUCACGAGGUGGUGAUGAUAUCGUUAAUUAUAAUAAUGAUGUUGAAGAUAUUGUCAAUACUGUUGUUAUAGUUGAUGGUCUUCAUAACAAUAAUAAGAGAAAGAAGAAGGUCGAGGUUCCUUCGUUUCGAAGGUUGUUGGCGAUGAAUUUGCCAGAGUGGAAGCAAGCAUGUUUGGGUUGUUUCAACGCGCUUUUAUUCGGCGCGAUUCAACCUGUAUACGCGUUUGCAAUGGGGUCGGUUAUAUCUGUUUAUUUUCUGGAGGACCAUGAUGAGAUCAAGAAGCAAAUUAGGAUCUAUGCAUUUUGUUUUCUAGGGUUGGCUGUGUCUUCAAUGGUUUUCAAUGUGCUUCAACAUUAUAGCUUUGCUUACAUGGGAGAAUACUUGACUAAAAGGGUUAGAGAAAGAAUGCUUUCCAAGAUACUCACUUUUGAAGUUGGUUGGUUUGAUGAGGAUCAAAAUUCUACAGGUGCUGUUUGCUCUAGACUUGCCAAAGAAGCCAAUGUGGUAAGAUCUUUGGUGGGUGAUAGAUUGGCUCUUGUGGUACAAACUAUAUCAGCAGUGGUGAUAGCAUUCACAAUGGGCCUAGUCAUUGCAUGGAGACUAGCCAUUGUUAUGAUAGCAGUUCAACCAAUAAUCAUUUGUUGUUUCUACACAAGGCGUGUCCUUCUAAAGAACAUGUCAAGUAAAGCUAUUAAGGCUCAAGAUGAAUGUAGCAAAAUAGCUGCUGAAGCUGUUUCGAAUCUAAGGACCAUAACUUCUUUUUCAUCUCAAGAUAGAAUCCUCAAAAUACUUGAAAAAGCCCAACAAGGGCCAAGUCAAGAAAGCAUUAGACAGUCUUGGUUUGCAGGUAUUGGGCUUGCGUGUUCACAAAGCCUCAAUUUUUGUACUUGGGCUUUGGACUUUUGGUAUGGUGGAAAACUUGUGUCACAAGGUUAUAUUUCGGGUAAGGCGUUGUUCGAGACUUUUAUGAUCUUGGUAAGCACCGGAAGAGUUAUUGCUGAUGCCGGUAGCAUGACGAAUGAUCUUGCUAAAGGCUCUGAUGCUGUUGGAUCGGUUUUCGCAAUUCUUGAUAGGUAUACAAAAAUCGAGCCUGAUGAUUUAGAAGGUUACGAAACCGAAAAAUUAAUAGGAAAAAUUGAACUUCAUGAUGUGCAUUUUGCAUAUCCAGCUAGACCUAAUGUGAUGAUCUUUCAAGGGUUCUCGAUUAAAAUUGACGCAGGAAAAUCAACAGCUUUGGUCGGGGAAAGUGGUUCGGGAAAAUCUACAAUCAUAGGACUAAUUGAGAGAUUUUAUGAUCCUUUUAAAGGGACGGUGACAAUAGAUAGUAGAGACAUAAAAUCUUAUAAUCUAAGGUCAUUGAGGAAACACAUUGCACUUGUGAGUCAAGAACCAACAUUGUUUGCUGGUACCAUAAGGGAAAACAUUGCAUAUGGAGCAUAUGAUGAUAAAGUUAAUGAGAGUGAGAUUAUUGAGGCUGCAAAAGCCGCAAAUGCUCAUGAUUUUAUAUCAAGCUUAAAAGAUGGUUAUGAGACAUGGUGUGGUGAUAGAGGAGUUCAACUAAGUGGUGGUCAAAAACAAAGAAUUGCAAUAGCUAGAGCUAUAUUGAAGAAUCCAGAGGUGUUACUUUUGGAUGAAGCAACAAGUGCACUUGAUAGUCAAUCAGAGAAACUGGUGCAAGAUGCUUUAGAAAGGGUUAUGGUUGGAAGGACAAGUGUGGUUGUGGCUCAUAGGUUGAGUACUAUACAAAACUGUGAUUUGAUUGCUGUUUUGGAUAAGGGAAGUGUUGUUGAGAAAGGAACACAUUCAUCUUUGUUGGCCAAGGGACCAAGUGGAGCUUAUUACUCUUUGGUGAGUUUACAAAGAAGACCAACCAACACAAUUGUCCAUUCUUCACAUGAAAUCAAUUAA